This is a messenger RNA of Nicotiana tabacum (common tobacco), 1390 nucleotides long. Its product is annotated as 5-amino-6-(5-phospho-D-ribitylamino)uracil phosphatase, chloroplastic. Lineage: Eukaryota; Viridiplantae; Streptophyta; Magnoliopsida; Solanales; Solanaceae. The record is from RefSeq and is a predicted model, not a curated record.
UUGGAUAAGUGAAGGCAGGCCCAACCUUGAGCUUCGGAGAAACGACCAUCUCCUCCUCCUUUCGUUUUAAUCUCAAAAGCUUCUCCCUCAAAAUUAAUUACCCCUACUAAAAAUGGAAGGUACUCUUAGCUUCAGGAGUUGCUCUCAGGCUCAGCUCCCCUUACAACCAACUUCUUUCCCUCCUCAAUUCCCCAACAAGUUCCAAUUCUUGAGAGUACAGAAAACGAAGCCUUUGAGCUCGCCGCAGUGUUAUCAGAGCCGUCGUUUGGUGAUUAGGAAGGCGUUGGGGACGGGCGAUAAUGGGCACUUUGAUGAUUUUCCAGUUACACCUAACAAGAUUUUUAUGGAAGAGGCAAUUGGUGCCGAAUACGGAGAAGGUUUUGAGACAUUUAGACCCAAUGGAAUGCUCAAAGUUGAUGUGGAUUUCUUAAAUGAUAGACUGCAAGCAGGUUUCCUCCAAAGAAUCCGUUAUGCGAUGAAGCCUGAUGAAGCUUACGGCCUCAUUUUCUCUUGGGAUAAUGUGGUGGCAGAUUCUGGAGCUCUGAAGUUGGAUGCGUGGAAUCAACUUGCCUCUGAAGAAGGAUUAGAGAUUCCUGAAGAUUAUAACGUGCAGCGGCUGUUACUUUAUGCAGAUGCUGAUCAGGUUCUAGAUAAGGUGCUGCUGAGGGAGAAGAAGGAAGCUGAUCGAGAUCGAUUGAAGACGAGGCUUUCCCAAAUCUAUUAUGACAAUCUUCUCAAAAUUUCAGAACCAAUUGAAGGGUUGAAGGAAUGGUUGGAUGCUGUAUCAACUGCCCGUAUCCCUUGCGCUGUUGUGUCAAGUCUUGAUCGCAGAAAUAUGGUUGAAGCCUUAGAGCGCAUGGGGCUCAUGAAGUACUUCCAGGCAAUUGUGACAGAGGAGGAUGGAAUGGAGUCCAUAGCACAUAGAUUCCUUUCUGCAGCUGUAAAGCUGGACAGAAAGCCAUCAAAGUGUGUGGUGUUUGAGGAUGAUCCUAGGGGGAUAACUGCUGCUCAUAACUGUACAAUGAUGGCUGUAGCACUUAUUGGUGCCCACCCAGCGUACGAUUUAGGGCAAGCUGACCUUGCUGUAGGUAGCUUCAGUGAGCUUUCUGUGAUCAAUCUCAGGAGACUACUAUAUGCACAUAAAGGCUCCAACUUUAUGGACCUACAGAAGCAAAUAGUGGAAAAAACACCUCGCAGAAGGAAGCUUACAAUUGACACCAUUUUCUAAUCAAGUUCCAUACAAGUCUUCCUCCUUUUCCUACUUGUAAAUGGCCUUUUUAGUGUAUAAUCUAUAGAUCAUGCCGUCUCUUGCCUUCAUUCAUUCUUUAGGUAAAAUGUAGCUGGCAGAAGAUGAUUUACCUUGGGGGUAAUCGGAAAUUCAGAAAUCCUA